Nezara viridula (southern green stink bug) is the source of this 216-nucleotide messenger RNA. Lineage: Eukaryota; Metazoa; Arthropoda; Insecta; Hemiptera; Pentatomidae. The record is from the annotation of a GenBank genome assembly.
AUGUUACGACACAGACUAGUACGAAGUAAUAGCGAUUUCAUAACCCUCAGAGAAGAAUCUACUCAGCUAAAUGUUCAUGUGAAAGAAUCUUCUACACAGGCUUUGGAAACAGAUAUUGUUCCUGAAAUCGCUUUUAAACUUGAGAAUUAUGAAAUAUUUUUGCAUUAUACUUUAUCUUUCUUUAUUGGAUUCAUCAUCACUUACUUCUGCUUAUGA